Pseudomassariella vexata is the source of this 1611-nucleotide messenger RNA. Its product is annotated as formyl transferase. The transcript has 3 exons. NCBI's taxonomy places the organism in Eukaryota, Fungi, Ascomycota, Sordariomycetes, Amphisphaeriales, Pseudomassariaceae. Gene Ontology annotation, cellular component: mitochondrion. The record is from RefSeq and is a predicted model, not a curated record. Gene Ontology annotation, biological process: conversion of methionyl-tRNA to N-formyl-methionyl-tRNA; biosynthetic process. Gene Ontology annotation, molecular function: methionyl-tRNA formyltransferase activity. Bases 357 to 1571 code for a protein of 404 amino acids.
GAAAGUUCCCAAAAGCUGAACGAAGAAGCAACUUGGACUUCGAAUCGAGCAUCUUAUUUGCACAUGGCAUAAAAUCGUUCAACGGUUAAACCUGUGGUUACUCGCCAGACUGGACCGACUGGAUUGAACUCUUUUUUUUCUAGUGUAUUGAGUCCGACUCUGCGACGCAUAUGGACAAGCUGUCGCGUCUUAAGCCAUUUCAAAUUCAAGACGUCUGACAAGUUGAUGGUUGCACCAGGGUUACGAAUAGCGACCAAGAGUCCGAGAUGGACGGCUUUGGGAAGGUACUUGGUCUAAGUUAUUUCAAUGAGUUUUAAGGAGCUAGGCAUAUUUGAUGUCCACUGCACCCGAGCAAAAUGAUCCGACCAGUCUUCUCAUGCCUUUCGCUAAGGCCGCGGCACUAUUCACGUCUGAGGGCAUCAUUGCUUCCACCCUUCCAGCCUUCUUUGGCGGACAGAAGACAAACCCAAGACAGGGUGGCAAAGAAAUGCGACCCUCUGCGUAUUCUGUUCUGCGGCUCAGAUGAAUUCAGCUGCGCCGCGCUCGAGGCGCUCGACACGGAACGCAUGCGCAACCCGUUUUUGAUUCAAUCCAUCGACGUCGUGGUCAGGCCGGGCAAAGGCACAGGCCGAGGGUACAAAGUCAUUCAGCAUCCCCCCAUCAGAGACCUGGCCAAACGUCUCUUACUACCAAUCCAUGAGCGUGAUACCUUCACGGGCUGGAAGAUGCCUGAGUCCAUCAAUCUCAUCAUAGCCGUCUCCUUCGGCCUCUUCGUGCCCCCACGGCUACUCAGAGCCGCCAAGUACGGCGGUCUCAACGUCCACCCAUCAUUGCUGCCCGACUUCCGCGGACCGGCUCCGUUGCACCACACAAUUCUGCACCAGUGGAACUCCACCGGGGUAACUCUCCAAACGCUGGACGACAAGGCAUUCGACCACGGCAUCGUGCUGGAGCAGACGCCUCUUGAAAGUCCUGUGCCUCGCGGCAUUACCGUGAAGGGGCUCCAAGACCUUCUAACGCCCUUGGCAGUGAACAUGCUCGUGCAGGGCCUCCGCGACGGGCUCCACGUCCCGCCGCUGCAGGACCGUGGUCGGGUGGGGGAGCCUGCGGCGCCCCUCGCGUCGCCACAUGCGCCCAAGAUCACGCCCCGGGAUCGCCAGUUCCUUCUGAGACCGGCGUCGUCUACAUAUCCUCUGGAGCCGACGGUGAACCAUUCUGAGGUCCUAUUGCGACAACAGAUCAUUGGGCCGCUAUGGUUCAAGGCAAAAGACAAAAAGGGAGACCUAAAGCGCAUCAUCGUCGUGAGUGCUAGCGGGCGUCGACCCCCAAAGUUAGAUCAUUCCACCCCGCGUCCUGAGCAGAUUGUAAUCCAUGGAGAAGACCAACAAGGACAUUCGUUCAUACAGCGAGUAGACGUAUACUCGGAAACGGGGGACGGGUCUAUAUGGAUUCCCGGCUGGAGCGGGAUGGGGGUAGCAUUGGAGACUCUGAAGAUCGAAGGCCAGAGGGCCAAGCCUGCAAAGCAAGUCUUGGCCCAGCUCAAAUUGUAUGAGACACCGAGAGAGUUAUAAGAAAACGAAGAGAAACAGAACUGAGAAUCCAUGUGUGCAU